AUGGAAAACAGCAUUGGACAAUUGCCAACCAUGGACACAGAUUAUGACCAAUAUGCCGCCUUCUUGAGCCUUCUCAACAUGAAUGUGACGUAUGACCCAAACUAUGUGGUUAGUCAUGAUGUCAAAGUCUGUAAUAAGUCAAAAGUCAAUAAUUUUGGCUCAGCAUUCAACCCAAUUUUCUAUUAUGUCAAUUUCCUCCUGAGUUACCUUGGUAAUGGGCUCGUCCUAUACAUCAUCUACAAGUAUGAGAAGCUCAACACGGUGACAAACAUUUUCCUGCUCAAUCUGGUCCUCUCCAACAUCCUUUUUGCCACCAGUCUCCCAUUUUGGGCAACAUAUCAUCAGUCUGAAUGGAUUUUUGGAAACGUUUUGUGUAAGAUGGUCAGCAGCGCCUACUUCAUUGGUUUCUACAGCUCCAUCCUUUUCCUCACACUCAUGACAUUCGACCGAUACCUUGCAGUGGUGCAUGCAGUGGCAGCUGCCAAGAGCAGAAGGAGAAGCUAUGCCUUCAUUUCUUCUAUAGUGGUUUGGUGCAUCAGUGUCAUAGCCAGCAUGAAAGAGUUGGUUUUCCAGAAUGUGUGGGAAAGUCCUUUUAAUGGACUGGUGUGUGAAGAGACGGGAUAUGCUGAAGCCACGAUGGCAUUUUGGCGUCUAGUCACCUAUUAUCAACAAUUACUACUUUUCUUCCUCCUCCCUCUACUGAUGGUGAUCUACUGCUACAUCUGCAUUACUGUCCGCAUUCUAUCUACCCGAAUGAAGGAAAAAUGCCGUGCCAUCAAGCUCAUAUUCAUCAUCAUCUUUACCUUCUUCAUCUGUUGGACCCCCUACAAUAUCGUCAUCCUCCUUCUUGCCAUAAACAGCCCCAGUCCAGAAGUUAACUGUGCUGACUCAGACAAGCUAGACUAUGCAUUGUUUGUGACCCAGAAUAUUGCCUACCUCUACUGUUGCAUUAGUCCAGUGUUUUACACAUUUCUGGGCAAAAAGUUUCAGAGUUACUUCAAAAGGAUGCUUGCUAAGAGAAUCCCUUGUUUGAGGAGGCACAUAAGUCUCAGCAGCCAGAGCACAAGAACCACAUCACAGAAGACACCACAUUCUGAUUAUGAAUACUAG
Molecule: messenger RNA, 1110 nt
Organism: Nerophis lumbriciformis (worm pipefish)
Lineage: Eukaryota; Metazoa; Chordata; Actinopteri; Syngnathiformes; Syngnathidae
Source: RefSeq, a predicted model, not a curated record